UCUGGUUUUCGCCUGAUCGAAAUAACCUGACGUACGGAAAUCGUAGAGAUGGAGAGUCUCAGGACUCCAUUCAGCGGGAUACUGGACGAUUUGCGAGGCAGAGCCGAGUGCUACAAGGAUGAUUGGACCAGUGCCAUUCGCGCUGGCGUCAGGAUUCUGGCCCCGACGUGUUACAUCUUCUUUGCCUCGGCUCUUCCCGUGAUUGCCUUCGGGGAGCAAUUGAACCGAGAUACAGACGGCAGUCUGAGCACGGUGGAGACUCUGGCCUCGACUGCGCUGGCCGGACUAAUCCACUCAAUUUUCGGAGGGCAGCCGCUGCUGAUUUUAGGCGUUGCUGAACCGACGGUCAUAAUGUACACUUACUUGUACAGUUUCAGCCAGGGAAGGCCAGAGAUUGGCCGCGAGUUAUAUUUAGCUUGGGCUGGAUGGGUUUGUGUUUGGACUGCAAUCAUGUUGUGUCUGCUUGCGAUAUUCAAUGCCGGCCACAUCAUCAACAGAUUCACCAGGGUUGCAGGGGAGAUGUUCGGGAUGUUGAUUGCCGUUCUCUUCAUUCAAGAAGCCAUUAAGGGGUUGGUUACUGAAUUCAACAUCCCAAAAUCCGAAAACCCGAAACUAGAAGAGUUUCAAUUCUCGUGGCUGUAUACAAAUGGCUUGCUUGCUAUCAUUUUUGCAGUUGGUGUCCUCUGGACUUCCCUUAAGACGAGAGAAGCUAGAGCUUGGAGAUAUGGCUCAGGAGGAGUGCGAAGUUUCAUUGCAGACUAUGGUGUUCCGCUAAUGGUGAUACUAUGGUCCAUAUUAUCCUACGCUAUACCGAAAAAGGUUCCUCAUGGUGUUCCAAGGAGGUUGUUUAUUCCACUUCUUUGGGAGUCACAGUCGUUGCAGCACUGGACAGUAAUCACGGAUAUGGUGAAGGUACCGGUGGGAUACAUCUUUGCUGCCAUUGUACCAGCCGUUAUGAUUGCAGGGUUGUACUUCUUCGAUCACAGCGUAGCUUCGCAGUUGGCACAGCAGCCGGAGUUCAAUCUCAAGAAACCAUCUGCUUACCACUACGACGUCUUCUUGUUGGGAAUUCUGACUUUGAUUAGUGGAUUGUUGGGGCUUCCUCCUUCCAAUGGUGUCCUUCCUCAAUCCCCUAUGCACACCAAGAGCCUUGCUGUUCUGAAGAAGCAGUUGAUUCGGAAGAAGAUGGUCAAAGGUGCCAAGGAAGUGAUCGACCGCAAGGGAACUAGUUCUGAAAUUUACGGGAAAAUGCAGGACAUUUUCAUUCAAAUGGAUACAUCUCCAGCACAUACGACAUCGGUAAGUAGGGAGCUGGAGGACUUGAAAGAAGCAGUGAUGAGAAGUGAUGACGAAGGAGGCGAUACGAAGGGAAAGUUCGAUCCAGAGAAGUGCAUUGACGCACACUUGCCGGUGAGGGUCAACGAGCAAAGGCUCAGCAACUUGCUACAAUCAAUCCUGGUGGGAAUCUCAAUGUGUGCGAUACCUCUUAUCAAGAUGAUGCCAACUUCAGUCCUUUGGGGAUACUUUGCCUACAUGGCCAUCGACAGUCUUCCAGGGAACCAGUUCUGGGAGAGGAUGUUGAUGCUCUUCGUCGCCCCUAGCCGCCGCCACAAGAUCUUGGAAGGUUUCCAUGCAUCAUUUGUGGAGUCAGUGCCAUUUAAGGCCAUCGCUAAGUUCACUUUGAUGCAAUUCCUUUACUUCCUCAUGUGCUUUGGAAUCACGUGGAUUCCCAUAGCUGGGAUUCUCUUUCCUCUGCCUUUCUUCAUCCUCAUCCUCAUCAGACAGCACAUGCUCCCCAAGAUUUUCCGACAAGACCAUCUACAAGAACUCGAUGCCGCCGAGUAUGAAGAGAUCUCCGGCGCCCCCAAGAGAAGCAUAAACCUCAUGGUAACGGAACCGAUUGUUUUUUGUGGAUUCAAAUUUGCUCUGUUUCAUGCUCUGUCUUUCUCUGUAUACAGGAAAUGGAUUCAGGAGCGAUUCGGAGGGAUGAGCACGAUGAGGACUUCUUUGAUGCGGAGAUACUCGACGAGAUGACGACACAUAGGGGAGAGUUGAAGCAUCGAUCUCGUAGCGUGAGGGAUCUGGAGACGAUUUUUCAGGUCCAUCCUGCAGGAAUAGGGGAAGGGAGUAGCGGGCCAAGAUCACAGGUGUGACAGAGGUAGAUCAGUAUACUAUUGGAGACUUGAUAUAUAGAAUAGAAAGCAUAUAUAGGCGAAAUAAAGGGAGCUUUUCAUUCUACCAUAUGACGACGGUGGCGAUUGGCGACCAUUAUUACUCGGUGGAUACAAUGCAACACAACAAAAACAAAGCUCAGAGAAGAAGAGAUCGAGUUAACUUUCAUUAUGCCUUGGAUUUCAAGUGUUGUAUAGUAUAGAGAAUUAAGAUUAAAACAAGCUACCUACAUGUUGGUAUCUUCUAAAAUGUUAGACAAGAUCGAGGAAGAAGGAAAGACCGAAAUUAAUUAAGCUUCAGAAUACAUAGAGAAUUCUAGUUAGUUAGUUAGUGGACAGAUUAAUUACAACUUGAAUCUUAUAUUGCAUUUUGUUUUUGUGGAUGCCGAAAG
Messenger RNA from Linum tenue, 2563 nucleotides. The record is from the annotation of a GenBank genome assembly. Lineage: Eukaryota; Viridiplantae; Streptophyta; Magnoliopsida; Malpighiales; Linaceae.